This is a messenger RNA of Mercenaria mercenaria, 1835 nucleotides long. RefSeq lists its product as uncharacterized. Bases 96 to 1016 code for a protein of 306 amino acids. The record is from RefSeq and is a predicted model, not a curated record. NCBI's taxonomy places the organism in Eukaryota, Metazoa, Mollusca, Bivalvia, Venerida, Veneridae. The transcript has 6 exons.
AAAAGGAUAUAUUGACAGGCAAGUGUCACAAAAGAGAAGACGAUCGUUUAAAUCUCAGUAAUUUUGGAACGAAUAUAUUUUGAUAAUUGGAAAAUAUGGAAAAAGAAUAUACGUACACGUUUGAAGAGUUCAAGCAAGGUGUUGUAAAAGAGAAACACAAAGGCGUUGCACAUGACCAGCUUCAGUUUGUCUCUAACUUUAUUGACUCAAAACAGUUGGAUUUUGUGAAGAAAAACCUCGAAUGCAUCAUACAGGACUCUGAUGAGGGAAGAAUAAGUAUAAAAUCAGGAAGUGCAGAGUACAAAUUUCUAGCAACUUAUGACGUUAAUGGUAUGCCAAAGAUGCGACGUUUAAUUGGAGAUUCCUUUCUGAAGGCUAAAUUUGAAGGCUUACAUGAAGAGGUCGUUAAAGAAGUUAAUGAAGAUACGAUGUUAGCUGUACUAAAAAAAAUCUGGUCUAAACAUAGGCCAGGCAAAAAACCAGCAACAUCUGCAGAUGAAGGAAGAGAAAACUACUGUAAAGGCUUGCUGUGUAUGCAAGCUGGGCUUUAUCUAAAUACAAGGCAAAUCAAACGUAAUGUAGAAAUUGCAUUGUUUGACGGAAAUGAUGAUCUCUACAAAGUGAAGUGCGGAAAUGGAAACGAUAAAGUGUUGGCAACAUUCGACAAAAAGGGCAAUCCAAAGGUUUUGCACUUCGUCGGACAGGAAUAUUCGCUUGCAUCAGAGGUCGACACGUACAUUUACGAGUGUAAAGAGAUCAAUAAAGUAUCAAUUGGAAAGUUGAUGGUCAAAGUAUGUGGAAAUGAGGGAACCGACGACGACGAAAACAGCGCCUUUGUUAGAAAACUACUACAAUCACUUUUAACGCAUUUUGAAAAUGAAAAAGACAAAGCCUGGAAAGACAACGAAGUGACAAUAUAUGAUAAGAAACUGAAUUCUCUAAUAAUGAAAGCUGGCAAAGGCCAUAAAGCUACUGUUGUAAGCUUGGAUGGACAGGGGGAAAUUUUCAUUUCAUAACCUAUUCGUUAUAUAGUAUAUUCAAAGAAUAUACAAUUAGUUCAUUUUGUACUUCUUUGUAAAUAGUAUUUAAAUGUUUUAUAGAGUGUUUCAAACUGUCGUAUAACAUACACGUAUAUUUCACUAUUUCCUGUUUUAAAGACACAGAACGAAAAGCCAAAACACACAAGUGGUAGGCCUAAUUAUACAUGUUUUACACAAGUAAAAUGGGAAGAACAAUUAUUUUCAUUGGUUAGUAUAUAUGUAUACUAGUAUAUAUAUUAGAGAGAAUUUAUACGAACUAAAUCACCACCACAAUAUACAAUUACGGCAAAGCGCCUAGCAGUACAAACGAACACGCACAUGCCACAGCAAGCCCACUAACCCAAUAAGAUUAGUUUCGAUGCUGCUUUAUAUACGAGCCCGAAUUGUACUACACAUUCGUACUGGUUCAACAUUUGCAUAUAUACACUCAAAUCUCUGUUUUCAUGUCUCACAAAUCAGUAGUGACAUUUUAGUCUUUUUAACUCAUUGGGACCAGAGAAGCUAUAUUUUCUCUCUCUGAAAGUAAACUGGAUCUCGAGGAUACGUUGAAUAUAUAUAUAGAUAAUCUGCAUUAAGGGAUAUAACUAUAUUCAGAACAGUUGACUUUCCCAUAUACUAGUAUAUAUAUAUAUAUUAAAAACUAUGUAACAAUAUGAUUAUAUAAGGACAUUAUCUUCAAGUAAUAAUAAAAUUAUUAGAAAUACAGCCAAAUAUGUACAUUAUGCUAUGCAAUUAAGAAAGGAAAAACUUACAGAUCUUGCUGCUUCUUAAAAAUAAAUAUAUAUUUAGAACUAA